AUGUCUUCUGCCGGCCGCACAUCCGUCUCCUCCAACGGCUCUGCAUCGUCCAUUCCUGAACCCGCUCCUCGGCAAGUCGCAUCAGUCUGCUACCCAAAGGGCAAAUGCAUGGCCGGCGACGGAUCCGUGGAGAAUGCUGGGGAGAGCUGGACGAGAGAAGUUUACGGCAAGAUGAAGUGA
Molecule: messenger RNA, 180 nt
Organism: Fonsecaea multimorphosa CBS 102226
Lineage: Eukaryota; Fungi; Ascomycota; Eurotiomycetes; Chaetothyriales; Herpotrichiellaceae
Exons: 2
Coding region: 1-180 (59 amino acids)
Source: RefSeq, a predicted model, not a curated record